Clarias gariepinus (North African catfish) is the source of this 4160-nucleotide messenger RNA. It is a transcript of the gene lrig3, whose product is annotated as leucine-rich repeats and immunoglobulin-like domains 3. Gene Ontology annotation, molecular function: protein binding. The record is from RefSeq and is a predicted model, not a curated record. The transcript has 19 exons. Bases 212 to 3490 code for a protein of 1092 amino acids. NCBI's taxonomy places the organism in Eukaryota, Metazoa, Chordata, Actinopteri, Siluriformes, Clariidae.
AAAAACACAGAGGAGCCAAAGUUUUUCACACGAGGAUGGACGGAGCGAAGCGGUCGGACUAGUGUGUGUGUGUGUAUAUAUGUUCACUUUUCUCUAGAGAAGAAAUUCUGAAGAAGCUUGGUACUUUGGAGGAAGAACGACGUGUUUGGGUUAAAUUCGGAGCUUUCGUGGAGUAAAGAAGAAAAGAAAGAGUGUUUUUUUUGGGGGGGAAAUGUCGCCGCUCGGCGCUGGAGGUUAUGUGGCUCUUCUGCUGGUUUUCGCCGCAGCGCGACUCACACACGGCGACACGGAGAGUUUAGAGCCGUGUCCGAGUCCCUGUACGUGCACUGGCUCUUUACUGGACUGUAGUCGGCUCAUGAAAGGCUCCAAACUGCAUCAUCUUCAAAGACUCCCUUCAUGGAUCACACAAGUGGACCUGAGCCAUAACAAAUUACGAACACUUCCUGCAGCACUGUUUACCAGACCGCACCACCUAACCCAAAUAAAGCUGGAUAACAACGAACUGGAGACGGUGCCAGAUUUCGGUCCGUGUUCUGGCAAUAUCAGCACCCUCAUUCUAGCAAAUAACAAGAUCUCAAGCAUAUCACUGGAGCAGCACAGACGGUUGUCUUCCCUGGAGACCCUGGACCUUAGCAACAACAACUUGGUGGAUGUGAAGGGAUUCCCUCCUCUCCCUCUGAAAAACCUGUUUCUGAAUAACAACCGCAUAUCUACAUUGGAACCAGACUGCUUUAAAAAUCUGUCCGACACCCUGCUGGUGUUGAGACUGAACAGGAACCGUCUGAACUCCAUUCCUGCCAAGACCUUUCAGCUUGGCAACCUUCAACACCUAGAUCUGAGUCGGAACCGGUUACGGCGAAUUAAAAGCUUGACCUUCAACGGGCUUCACUCUCUCCAGUCUUUAAACAUGCAGAGGAACGGCAUCGUGCGUUUGCUGGACGGAGCGUUUUGGGGUCUCAGCACGAUGGAAAUACUGCAGAUGGAGUACAAUAACCUGACGGAAGUGAGUAAGGGUUGGCUGUACGGACUGUCGUCUCUGCAGCAACUGCAUCUGGCACACAACGCCAUCACUCGCAUCAAAGCUGACCCCUGGGAGCCUUGUCCGAAACUCGCCGAGCUAGACCUCAGCUCUAAUCAGCUGGUGCGGCUGGAGGAGGGCAGCUUCAUGCGCCUGAGCGAGCUCAAGCAGCUCUCUAUUGGUUACAACAACGUCAGCUUCAUCGCGGAUGGAGCCUUCAGAGACCUCGCUCGUCUGCACACGCUCGAUCUGCGAUAUAACGAGAUUUCCUGGACUAUCGAGGACAUGAAUGGACCCUUUUCUGCACUGAACAAUCUUCAGAAUUUAUUUCUUCAAGGAAAUCAGAUUCGAUCGGUUACCAAGAAGUCGUUCACAGGACUGGACUUGCUGGAGCGACUUGACCUCAGCAACAAUGCCAUCAUGUCAAUUCAAGGAAAUCCUUUUUCCCAGAUGAAGAAACUAAAAGAAAUGCACCUGAACACGUCAAGUCUUCUCUGUGACUGCCAACUGAAGUGGUUCCCGCUGUGGGUGGCAGAGAACGCCAUUCUGUCUUUAGGUAACGCCAGCUGUGCCCAUCCACAGCCACUGAAGGCCAAGAGUGUCUUUGCGGUCAGCCAGGACGAAUUUGUUUGUGAUGAUUUUCCCAAACCGCAAAUCACGGUGCAGCCUGAGACGCAGUCAGCCAUCAAAGGCACCAACGUGACCUUCGUUUGCUCGGCAGCCAGCUCCAGUGACUCGCCCAUGACCUUCGCCUGGAAGAAGGACAACGAGGUGCUGAACAACGCAGAGAUUCACAACCAGGCUCAUCUCAGAGCGCAAGCCGGCGAUGGGAGCCAGGUUACCGAGUACACGACCACACUGCAGCUGCGCCAUGUGGAAUCUUCCAGCGAGGGCAAAUACCAGUGCGUCAUCUCCAACCACUUUGGCUCCACCUAUUCCACCAAAGCCAAACUCACUGUCCACAUGCUGCCAUCGUUUUCCAAAAUCCCUAUGGAUCUGACGGUCCGUGUUGGAGCCACCGCCCGGCUGGAGUGUGCCGCUACCGGGCAUCCGACUCCUCAGAUAGCCUGGCAGAAGGACGGGGGCACUGACUUUCCAGCUGCAAGAGAGCGCCGGAUGCACGUUAUGCCCAGCGAUGCCGUCUUCUUCAUCGUCAAAGUGAAAACGGAAGACAUCGGCGUGUACAGCUGCACCGCCCAGAAUACAGCCGGGUCCAUUUCUGCCAAUGCCACGUUAACUGUACUAGAAAUGCCUUCUUUCCUGCGUCCUCUGACGGACCGCACUGUAGCUAGAGGCGAAACGGCCGUGCUGCAGUGCAUCGCGGGUGGAAGCCCCCCGCCACGCCUAAAUUGGACCAAAGACGAUGGGCCGCUAGCGUUGACCGAGCGCCACUUUUUUGCGGCUGGAAACCAGCUUCUGAUCAUCGUGGACGCAGCAGAGACCGAUGCCGGCACUUACACCUGUGAGAUGUCUAACCCGCUGGGAACGGAGAGGGGAAAUGUGCGCCUGGCUGUCUUGCCAAACCCUAACUGUGAGUCAAACCAGGCAGGCACCGGGGCACUGGGCCCAGGAGGCAGUGGAACAGAGGAUGACGGCUGGACCACAGUGGGCAUCGUCAUAAUUGCCGUAGUGUGCUGUGUGGUGGGGACGUCCCUGGUGUGGGUGGUCAUCAUCUACCACACACGCAGACGCAACGAGGACUGCAGCGUCACCAACACCGAUGAGACCAAUCUUCCAUCAGACAUUCCUAGCUAUCUGUCAUCUCAGGGAACGUUGGCAGAGCGUCAGGACGGUUAUGUGCCCUCUGAGAGCGGCAGCAAUUACCAGUACGUGAGCUCUUCCAUGGGAGGAUUCUACCUGCAACCUAAAGACAUGAAAGGUGUUUGUCAGCUAGACACAGGAAGUGAAACAGACAUGGAGGCAGCCAUCGACCCUCUGCUUUGCCAUUUCCAAGGGCCGAUCGGCACACUGCUGAGGAGAGGCAACCUGUAUGGCCCAGACCCCACAGACAUGUACACAGGCUGUGCUGCAGAUCAGAGGCUUAUGUGCAGAGAUUCGUACAGCCCGUCACUCCCCAGCUUAAAAAAGAGAGAUUAUUACACGUACACUCCUUCAUUGUCCUCAGACUCUUAUGACCAUGUUAACCCUGGGGUGCUGGUCCAGCGUGAUGGCGGAGAGUGUAUGCAGUCACAACUGCCUUCUGCCUCUUACAUGGGUACUUUUGGUAAAGCACCCUGGAGACCGCAGCAGGAGCUGUACCCCGGCCUGUGCACUUCAGUGUCUCACAAAGGAGCGACACAUCAUGAGAACAUCUACACAGCCCUCGACUACGACUCAGAGCACGAGGAGGAACUCUCCACUCAUUCGCUUUCUCAGAAUCUAAAGUUGGAACAGGAUAGCAGUGUGUACGAGCUGCCGUUCGACAGCAACAGGACAGUGGAGAGCUGCCUGAGCUCUCAAUGCUCUUCAUAGCACCACAGGCAGAGAAACAGAAAAAAGACUGCAACCUCUGUUCGUUUUUUUAAAAAAAAACCUUGAAAAAUGAAAAAAUGUAAGAAUUCUACCUCAGCUUGGACGCUUGAUGUGCACGCUGGUUCUGAAUGUAGAAGGUAAAAAUGAGGAAUCCUUCCGAAAGUUUGAAACUGUUUUUUAAAAAAUAUAUCCGCUGUUACUUUUGUACAAAAAAAAAACAGAUAUCAAAAAAUAUAUAUACAUUUUAUAAAGUUAAUUUUAUUUUGUAAAUUAACUGUAAAUAGGGUCCAUUAUUUUGCAUACUUUUUUUUUUUUUUGGAAGAUUGUUGUCAUGAACAGACAUGAGUCAAAUAAUCAGAAAAAUAAAUAUAAGGGAAUUGUAAUGGCUGGUCCACCUCUUCUGCACAAAGGCUUCUUUGUGUUUCUGUGCAAUGUUUGCAUAUGACAGCACAACAUCUCGGCGGUACUUUUUCCUAGUAAUAAUAUGGCUAGUGACUUUUUAGGACUUCAAAAAGGAUGUACUCCAGCAAGUGAAUACAAUGCUUAGCCUAUUUCUGUUUGUGAGUCUGUUCAGUUAUACAUGCAUAUGCUUUUUUUUUUUUUUUUUUGCUCUAAGUAAAGCACCGGUUUGCACAUAUCACUCUUUGAUAAUAAAACAUGUGCUGCUACA